AUGCGGAAACUAACUCUCCUAUUUAUCGUUUUCGGCCUCUAUUCCUCGUUUGCUUCUCCGGCCUGGGAUACUGUCGAGCUACCAAGCCUGCUAGCUCAAGUCCGGCUCCUCUCUUCGCUCCAUCUCCCUACUCAGCCUCGCGCAGGCAGGGAUGGCGGUGAUCCUUAUGCAGAUGGGAUUUUUUGCGGGGACAUUGAUGAUUUACUAUGGUAUAACAUUGAUGAAAUGCGGGACGACCUUCUCACCAUUCAAAACGAAACCACCAACGUGCAAAACCGAACCGAGCUUGCUCUCUCGCUGGCCAAACGCCUAGAAGCCAGGGCAGGUAUCAAGAAUCUUCGCGCCAAGACAAAAAUCUUUGCAUGUGAUGGGGAGCGCUUGAGCACUAGAUUUGUUCGGGUGGGCUCCUGUCUGGAGGCCCUGAACACAACCAAGGUCUUCGAACCCUGCGGUUAUUUGGUGGACAAACUCAACGCAACUUCGGAGCUAGAAAACGAAAUG
This is a messenger RNA of Mesorhabditis spiculigera, 501 nucleotides long. The record is from the annotation of a GenBank genome assembly. NCBI's taxonomy places the organism in Eukaryota, Metazoa, Nematoda, Chromadorea, Rhabditida, Rhabditidae.